CUCCUGAAUGUCGGCUUAUCAACUGGUCUAUACACUGUUCCCAAUUUUAUUUAUGUGCACAAUCAUUCCAGCCUCUGCCUAACUGCAGACCGGCAAGCAAGUUUUAACUUCAAUAACUUCGCCAACGUGAGCCCAGUGCCACUGCUUUUGUGCUUGAGGCGUCUCUUAUACGCAAAGAAAUUUCGCGUCACUAUUCUUUUAUUACUUGCUUUGGCGCUGGCUUUGGCCGUCUCCGACAGGGCAGGUCGAGCUGUCCGUGUUCAUGUACCGGUCUCCUGUUGUUCGCUCAGCAACAAUGUUAGUAUUACUAUCCCCAGACUGCCCACUCAGUCGUCCAGCCGCCUAGUCAGCCUCUCGUCACUAGCCCAGCACCGUCAAGCACACACAGCCACACACAUGCAACGCUAUCAGUCUGCAGCCCUGUCUCUAAUCGACUUGGUUGCCUAUGCCUUUUUUACUGGUGCUUGA
Messenger RNA from Protopolystoma xenopodis, 468 nucleotides. NCBI's taxonomy places the organism in Eukaryota, Metazoa, Platyhelminthes, Monogenea, Polystomatidea, Polystomatidae. The record is from the annotation of a GenBank genome assembly.